Molecule: messenger RNA, 1610 nt
Organism: Scomber scombrus (Atlantic mackerel)
Lineage: Eukaryota; Metazoa; Chordata; Actinopteri; Scombriformes; Scombridae
Product: cytotoxic and regulatory T-cell molecule
Exons: 11
Coding region: 18-1409 (463 amino acids)
Biological process (GO): cell recognition; detection of tumor cell; positive regulation of natural killer cell mediated cytotoxicity directed against tumor cell target
Cellular component (GO): plasma membrane
Molecular function (GO): signaling receptor binding
Source: RefSeq, a predicted model, not a curated record
GUGAGUGAGUGACAAACAUGGAACUGAAGCUGCAGCUCGUCGUCUUCGUGUUAUUCAUACAGGGUUCACUUGCGGUGUGGCAGCGUAUGACUGUGAUAAAAGGUCAGACACUCCACUUAAACUGCCCCAUUAGAAACGCUCACAAGAACACUGUGGAAUGGAAGAACCCUGAAGGAGAGAUAAUGUUUUUCAACCUGAUUGAAGGUGAAGCUUUGAGGGACAAGCGGUACAGCAUCGACAAACUUUCCCAGACUGAAUUCAGCAUCAGUGUUUCCGAUGUCACCUUCAGAGAUGGAGGCAACUACACAUGCUUUGAGUACGACCACCAAACAAUAGAGAAGAAAGUAGAGGUGACAGUGUUUGGGUCCCCCAAAAUGUCAAAAUCAAAUCAUGAUGGGAAAGUUAUCAUAAAAUGCACUGCUGAAGAGAGCUGCAAAUUUCCCCAGAUCUACUGGCAAAUAGAUAACGGGCCUGAAAUUCAUGCUCAUCAUCCCCAAACUGUACAUGAAGGUAAAAAGUAUGUCACCAUAGAUAUGUUACAUGUCGUGUCUUCGAAGAACAGAGCCACCGUGAAAUGCAUUGUUCGGCAUCCAGCUCUGUCCUCACCUCUGAAGAACUAUGUCAAAAUUGGACCAAAAAAGCCCACGACCAUGACAAGUCCACCCACACCUCACUCUCAAGGGUCAAUUACAACGACCCGCUGGAUCUCACAUGGGGGAACAACAGCAUAUCUCACAACCAGAGAUGAGCAUGGGCCUUCAUCAGAGAGUUCUGCAACGUUAUCAACUAUUCCUUCCAAUGAGACAGUUACAGAACCCACACAUGUCACCAGUACUGGUGAGGUCUCAAGAACUUCUGUAUUUUCUAACACAACAAAGACUGGAAAUGAAAGUAGCAGUAAUGCAACAAGCACAACAGGUUGGACAUAUGAGACAACAGAGGAGACCCCAUUCUAUAAUGAUACAGAGGGAAAUAAAACAGUGGGCUCUAACGACCGAGAGAAGCAGACAGCUAAUAAAGGAAACUCCUCAUUACUGGUCUUCCUGGUGACAUGCCUGAUCUUCGCUCUGCUGAUUGUGGUCAUUUUUUUUGGCAUCAAGUUAAGAAGAGCACACAUCACCUGGAAGAGAGUGUUUAUUGUUACAGAGAAUGAAGACUCUGUUCCUUCAGAGGACAGCAACAAAUCAAAAUCAAGCCACGAAGAGAAGAACUCCCAAGGACAGAGGUGGAGAGGACUCUCCAACAGGGCAUUCACACAGUACGUCUCUGAAGAGCCAAAAGGGAUAACUUCAGUGAUAAAUACAGGAGCGAUGACGGCAGCAGAGAGGACAAAUAUAGGGCAAACUUUUCAGCCUCAAACCCAGGCACAAACUCCAACCAUAAGUAACAUCAAGGAGACAGAACUGUAGAAGUCCCAUACAGAUUCUCUAAUGUCAGCAACACCAUUUGCAACAUUAUCUUGCUCUCAGAAUAUGCUGAUUAGGUUGUUUUAUUGCACUUAUGACAUAGAAUGUACAUUUACAUGGAAAAAAAUGUGUUAGCAUAUUGCUUAACUGUAACUGUAGUACUGUAUUGUAUAAAUACUGUGAAUACUGUAAAAAAUGUGUGUA